This is a messenger RNA of Phytophthora infestans T30-4, 909 nucleotides long. RefSeq lists its product as uncharacterized. NCBI's taxonomy places the organism in Eukaryota, Oomycota, Peronosporomycetes, Peronosporales, Peronosporaceae. The record is from RefSeq and is a predicted model, not a curated record. The transcript is spliced from 6 exons. The coding region runs from base 1 to 909 and encodes 302 amino acids.
AUGUAUGGCGAGAGAAGCGAAGGAAACAUCAAAUGGAUGAUGAUGACAGGACUUCAUCUUAAAUGGGAAUGGUGUAUGCCGCAUCUAACGAACGCUGCAACAAAAAUGGCAUUUGGAAUCGUGCCGCAGCGAUGCAACUCGAAGAACCCCGAAGUAACUGAUCUGCUUUCACGCAUCACUCGCACCACGUAUACAAUUCGUUCUAAUGCAAUCACGGGGAGUCUUUUUGCCGAUCUUUGUGAAAUGGCGAACACUGGCGCGUCCAAACAAUUGCUUGAGCAUAAAGAUCACCACUUUAUGGGUUUAGAGAAGGCUAUUAAACCUGCACCAGAGGGCCUACCUAUCGCAGAUGACAAGGAAACGCUUCUUCAAUUGUAUGGACUGCUGAACCCUGUUGCAGCUCUCAAUACUAAAAGCCAGAAAGAAGACACAAACCAGGUGAGCGUUCUCCUGUCGGUAUUUCGCCUUCGAACGACCAUUUUGGACGAAACGCAGCCCAUCCAAGACAAGGCACGGUCCUCUUCAGAACCUCCGCUGUACUACCAAGUGCAAAAUCUCACUCGACUCGCCAAAACUACGCGUGCCCUGCUAGCACAAGCAUUUCACAAGAACUUCUUCAUUCGCUAUACGGACCCAUCGCGUUUCGGAGUACAGCCCAAAAAUCUCGCUAAGAUUGUCAAAAUUUGCAACGAGCAGUUGAUAAUUGAUCCAGAACAGCCCCACCUUCGCCUCGACGAACAUAGCGUGGCGCGAAAUGUAGCGUCCGUGAAGGUAGCUCAGCAAACGGUGUUUUCGGAAGAUCUAAUGGAAUUUACCGAAGAAACAGCGGUGACAGUUGUUCGACGCGAUGUGCAUGAAGCUCGAGUCGACGAAGAGCUCGACAGGUGGUUAGCAGAUCCGACAAAAUGA